Molecule: messenger RNA, 1708 nt
Organism: Williopsis jadinii
Lineage: Eukaryota; Fungi; Ascomycota; Saccharomycetes; Phaffomycetales; Wickerhamomycetaceae
Exons: 1
Coding region: 376-1485 (369 amino acids)
Source: RefSeq, a predicted model, not a curated record
GAUGAGGACAGCAAUUCAAUUCGAUCAACUCCUUUUCGGACAUUGUCCCCCUUCCAAAUCAAUUUGCCGUAGAUAAAAAGCUUCUAAUUUUUUUUGCUUUUUCACCACAAAAUUCCCGAGAUUGUGCUAACAGUUGACGUUAGCGGUGUAAAUGUCGUCUCCCACUGCCGUUAACUCUUAUAACAUAAAUUUUAUGUGGGCAGCUCUCAAUCGCAGUUUACCCCAUUGAGAAAUAAGGUCUUAGCAGAAGGAAAGAGACGGCGCAUUUUCCAGCUGAUCUACCCAAUAACACUAUCUCUUGGUGUAUAUAUAAUAGGAGGCACUUUGCUGUUUCCCUGAAGGUUUGAGGCAAUUUCAACUAGACAAAGAAGCAGAAUGACAAACGAUUUGGUGCUCGAACUCUCCACAGACCCUGAACAGAUCAGAUACACCCACCUACAAAAUUCAAGCGCCUGGAGGGCCAAGUUAACCGCUGAAGAGUAUGCUGAUAGGGAAUGGCUCAUUGGAUGUGAAUCAAAGCUUGGUAAGAGAAAGGUUGAUGAGAACCUUGGACUUUAUCACUUUGUUCUACGUGAUAAGUCCAUUGCGUCUUCGGGCAAGUUUGGGGAUAUCGUGGCUUCUUGUGAGACCAUGAACAGAAAAGCGUGGAGAAUUGAUCCUAAGGGCGAACUGGUUGAAGUGGUUGCUGCAUGUAUUGGUGGUGUCUUCACUUUGGAGCCAUAUAGAGGUAAAGGUUAUGCCUGCACGAUGAUCUCCUUGUUGAACAGGUAUUGGGAUGAGCGCUUGGAUAAGAGAGGGUUCAUGUUCCUCUACAGUGAGGUUGGCGAUUACUACAGUAGAGUGGGAUAUGAGAGUGCUGAGGUUAAAGUCCAUGAGUUGCACAAUCUAGAGCAGUACAGGGACCCGGAGUUGGACUUGGAUGUUUCAGAUUACCACUUCUUGAAAUAUGAGGACUACUCCACUCUGGUUGAGCUGCAAUACAAGAAUGCUAAGGAAUUCUUGAUUUCCAAGUCGAAACAGACGGAUAAAGUGUUGUACUCACUCAUUCCAAACAUUGACACAUAUACGUGGUUCCACGACAGGGACUUGUUCAUCGCUUCGAAGCUUCGAGCAGAGAAGCAAGUGGACCACUUUGGCGUCACUUUGAAUGAUGGUACACAUGACAGAGUGGUUUGGUUACACGACUGGAACUCUGAUGAUUUGACCAUUGUGGCUCUCACCGCAUCAAGCCAUGAAUCCUUCAAGAAGUUGUUAAACUUGUCGAUAUCCGAGGCAAUCAGCUGCAAAUUCGACAGCAUCCACAUAUGGCAUUCCGGGCUUGGACAAGACCCUGAAACUGUUGCAGCCAACGUUAAAUUCCUCGAGUCUAACAGCAGUUCAAAGUUGUUCCAAGAUAACUCUUCAAGGUCUGCAAUCAGGCCUUUGGACGGUUCACCAUUGGGCACAUACUCCUGGGAAUUCAAUGAUAAAUGGUGCUGGUUCUAAUCUCCCUAAACAAAGCUAUCCACUUAGCCUAUGAAUGACCUUUCCGAAAUGUCUUGUCAAUCUAUAUCUUCAUUCUCGUCCAUGCUAAAAAUAGAAGUAGUACGGUUGAAUAACUGUAAAUUUAGGCGCAGCACACAGGUUUGGCUGACAUUCCGAAAUGAUGAAAAACGCGAAACGCGUGCGAGGGAAGGCGAUGAUCCAGGAAUUGGUGUCGUAAUGGGGG